CGUUUUAAAAAAACAUUUCUUGAUUUCUUCUAAAUUGAAACUCUGACUUGAUAAAUGGGACAAGUGAUAACAAUAUUACUUUAUCAUUAAUCGUUAUACCGGUAACGUUUAGAGUUUAGACUUGACGACUACGUGAAACGCGUCUCAAUAAAGAUUAAAAAUGUUUCGUGGCUACUCGUUGGUCGUACGUAGGUACUAAGUACUCGAUACAUAAAUAUUAAAUACGUUAAAUCAAUAAAUCGUAAUAAUUAUUAAUUAUUACUGGCUUUACGGACAAUUGUAAUGUAGUCAUCGUGGCUUUGUCGUUUUGAAAUAGAUAUACGCCGUCGCUUUUGAACAUGUUUUCAAACUAUGCUCGGGGUUCAUUACCGUCAUUAUUAUUAUUAAAAUGAAUACAUUAUUCUGUCCGGAAUUACACAAUUUGUCUUUCACGCCGACUAUGGAUUUUCAGUGAUGUCUUGACCUAGUCAGUAGUCUUCAAAUUCAAAAUGACAAUUUCCUUGCACGUCGUUAUAACGUGCGUGAAGUUGCUCCUGUUGCCAUCAUAUUUUUCAACCGAUUUCGAGGUGCAUCGCAACUGGCUAGCCACCACGUACAGUCUACCCAUAUCGCAGUGGUAUUCAGCUAAACAUUCGGAAUGGACAAUCGACUAUCCACCAUUGUUUGCGUGGUUUGAAUACUUCUUAGCUCAAAUUGCUGCCUUUGUUGAUAUUGACAUGUUGUCGAUACACAAUCGUAACUAUUCGUCAAAUGCCACUGUAUUCUUUCAACGACUCAGCGUCAUUAUUACUGAUUUUGUGUUUUAUUAUGGAUCUCGAAAAUGUGCUCAGUCAAUUGCAUUACUUGUGAAAUCAACAAAGACUAAAAAGAAAACUAUGGAUGAAAGUAAAAUUUCUGUUUUUGUCAUUGAACUCUUGUUAAUAGCUAAUGUAACAUUAUUGCUCAUUGACCAAAUACACUUUCAGUACAAUGGCUUUCUUUUCGGUAUCUUACUUAUAUCAAUAUCUCACAUUUUAAAGGGUGAAAACUAUCGAGGUGCAUUUUGGUUUACGGUUUUGUUAAAUUUCAAACAUAUUUAUUUAUACUUGGCACCAGCAUUUUUUGUUUACUUAUUAAGACACUUUUGUCUUCAAAAAAAUAUACAAUUUGCAUUGAAAAGACUUAUAAAAUUAGGUUUAAUUGUUCUCGGUGUAUCCAGUAUCUCAUUUGGCCCUUUUAUAUUCAAUGGUCAAAUUUUACAGGUUUUUAAACAGUUAUUUCCAUUCAAACGAGGUUUAUCACAUGCUUAUUGGGCACCAAAUUUUUGGGCUUUGUAUAAUACAGCUGAUAUUGGUGCUAAAAUUACAUAUAAAGACUACGAUUUAAUAAAAAACAAUAAUUCAGCAUCAAUGACGAGAGGUUUAGUUCAAGAAUUCGAACAUACUGUUUUUCCAUCAAUAACUCCUCAGAUUACUUUUAUUUUAACAAUAAUUUUUAUGUUGCCAUGUUUAUAUAAACUUUGGAAAUCCAAUAGAAAUCCAAUUGAUUUUGUCCGAUGCCUUGUGUUGUGUGGUUUGACUUCAUUUAUGUUUGGUUGGCAUGUUCACGAGAAAGCAUUAUUGCUAGCUGUCAUACCAUUAACACUUCUAGUAUUUUCCUCUACAAAUGAUUGUUCCAUGUUUACAAUGCUAUCAACCAUAUCUACAUAUUCUGUUUUUCCAUUAUUGUUUAAACCAUUUGAAUUCAUUACUAAAUCACUAUUACUUUUAGUUAAUGUUUCAUUUUUGUAUAAUACUGGUAAAUUUAAAUCAUUGAAUCGUAUAGAAAAAUUGUAUUUAAUAAGUCUAGGACCAUUGUUGUUAUUGACCGAGGUUGGAUGGAUGGUUUUAAGGUUUGAUCAAAGAUAUCCAUUUCUCCCAUUGAUGCUUACUUCAUUCCAUAAUAGUAUAGGUGUUUUUUAUUGUUGGAUAAAGUACUACUUAUAUUAUAUUUGGCAAUAAAUUAUAUAAUUUUAAUAAUUUACAUGUGUGCUGUAAAGAAAGAGGGCAUUUUAUAAAUAAGGAUUUAUCAAUAUUUGAUUAAGAAAUGUGUUAAAAUUUUUCAAUAAUGUGAUUAUAAAGU
Messenger RNA from Rhopalosiphum maidis (corn leaf aphid), 2100 nucleotides. RefSeq names its product probable dolichyl pyrophosphate Glc1Man9GlcNAc2 alpha-1,3-glucosyltransferase. The record is from RefSeq and is a predicted model, not a curated record. Gene Ontology annotation, molecular function: dolichyl pyrophosphate Glc1Man9GlcNAc2 alpha-1,3-glucosyltransferase activity. Gene Ontology annotation, cellular component: endoplasmic reticulum membrane. NCBI's taxonomy places the organism in Eukaryota, Metazoa, Arthropoda, Insecta, Hemiptera, Aphididae. Gene Ontology annotation, biological process: protein N-linked glycosylation.